AUGAGAAAAGUUAUCAACGUUUUAAAACAACCAAUUAACCACAAUGAGUUGUCAUUCACAUUAAACAUAAAAUUAUCAAAAAAUCCUGAGAAAAUAGGUAAUCUCAUCAAUGAAAAAGCACCACCGGGUGCAAAAAUAAUGGAUAUUACUGUUAAUCGUAUUUCUAUUGAAAUUAAUGAAGAAAAUAUUGAUAUGACUAAAGUUAAGAAUAUUGAUUUAUUCAUUGAAGAAUAUAAAAAUGAAUUAACUAAUGAUGAAAUCGAAUAUAAUUGGAUUAUAUUUAAUGAAGAUGAAUUAAAUUCUUUAGUAGUUCAUGUAUGGAAUAAACCAAUCAUUACAUUUUUAUCACCUCUUUCAAAUAAUCAUAGUAGUGAACGAGAUAUCAUUGUAGCGGCUGUCAGAAAAAGAAGUAACAACUUAACCUCUGUCAAUUAUCCACCGUACAAUCUUUAUAAUUCAUUACAAAAGAAAACAUAUACAUUUGAAAAUGAAUAUGCAACAGUCAAACAAUUUACUGAUGCAAUUAUUGAUUUUGAAAAAUUAACCAGACCAAAUACAAAUUGGUUUGGUGGUGUUGAUAUUCAUCAUAUUUUUUACGAAGGAAUUCGUGGUGAUGGUAAAAAUGGUUAUGAAAUUAUGUGGGGUAGUUAA
This is a messenger RNA of Didymodactylos carnosus, 651 nucleotides long. NCBI's taxonomy places the organism in Eukaryota, Metazoa, Rotifera, Eurotatoria, Philodinida, Philodinidae. The record is from the annotation of a GenBank genome assembly.